UUUAGGUAGGUUUCAGCAAUUUACCAAAUCAUCUGUUCGACGCUGGUCAAAGUCCAUGUCAAGAACGUUGAUUCUUGCUCCGAUAGCUUCAACGCGGUGACGAAGAAGAUGCAAUGAAUUCAAAGAAUCAAAAGCAAGAGCUUCGCCAUUCCAUGGCAGAUGCGCAUCAAAUCCUCGAUUGCCGAUAAUACGUAAGUACUUACCUGACCACCAUCCUGCUAUCUGACACACAUGCCUAUCUUCCGUCGCCGUCAACCUGUCCUGAAAUGAUUUCGAAACCUGAUUCCCCGGCACCGGCAGUACAGUCCAUCCAGCGCUCUUUAUCGGAAAUCUGCGACCCGGACCAAAACUACUUCUGGGAAAUCCCUAGGCGGUUUUCCGAGUAUACCAGUUGGCUUCAGUUGGUUUUGAAUCACUUCACCAGGUCUUCGCAGGAAACCUUCUCCCCGUCUGUGGAAACUUCACUGAAAGGGAUCGCAGGAGAUUUGAAGAAAGCCGCGGAGACGUUAUCAGUUUAUCGGAAUAAAAGCAAAAUCUUUGUUCUAAUCCACUGCAAACCCCUAUGCGCAUCUCUCCACGAGUGCUCGAUAGCGAUUGGAGGAUGGCUAGCCCUGCUCGAGUCGGCUCUUAUCGACAACCCAGACCUCCGUAAGAAGGUUUCCGAUCUCUCCAGGGAAAUGAAGCAACCUCAAUUCAGAGUGACGGAGAACGAAGAGAGGGUGUUCUGCACCUUACAGAAAGAAGGGCAAGGUAGACAAACAAGCAAAGCAGUACAGAGUGCUAUAAUCAUGGAUUUAGCUCGUGCACUAGGAACUGAGCCUGGAGACCACGGUGGGCUAGCAGAGCAGAUCGAACUCUUGAAGAACGAUGUUGCCCGCUCAAAUUCUGUUUCCGAGAGACGGAUUUUGAUGUCUCUGGAUAGAAUUGUUGAUAAUUGGUCUGUGGAGCCAGACAUUACUGGGCAAAAUUUGGAAUUUGAUAGAGAAGAGGACGUACAUAUUCCACCCUUCAAGAACUUCAUCUGUCCAUUGACAAAGGAAGUCAUGAAGGACCCUGUCGUCCUGGAAUCUUCUCAGACUUAUGAAAGGACGGCAAUCGAAUAUUGGUUUAAGCGGUGUAUAGAAGAUGGACGUGAUCCAACAUGUCCUGUUACUGGACAGGUCCUCAAUUCAUUGGAACAGAAGCCAAAUAUUGGUCUUGCUGGUGCAAUUGAGGAAUGGAUCACUAGGAACAUUGACAUUCAAAUUAAAUCAACUGUGCAGCUUCUUAGUGAGGGUUCUCUUCCUUCAGCAGACUGCAUCGAACGGGUUUUGGAUAAUAUAUAUAAGAUCUCUGAAGAGCACCCAUCAAGUAGAUACAAAAUAAGGGACGCAGGCAUUGUUGUUCUCAUCAUUAAUAUGUUGAAAAACAGUUCAAAAAAUAUUGGGUCGCAAUUGAGAAGCAAAGCUCUUAUGGCUUUACUUAGCAUGGCCAAAGAUGAAGACAGCAAGGUAAAAAUGCUAGAAGAAGGUACCAUUAGAUUGGCUAUACGUAGUCUUAUUGGGAGGUCAGAGAAAGAGAGAGAAUAUGCGGUGAAAGUAUUACUGGAAUUUUCAAAUGAUGAAAGUUGUUGUGUAAAAAUUGCAUCAGAGAAAGGGGCCCUAGUUGUCCUCUCAAGCAUGGCUGGUAAUCUGGAGCAUCCUGGUUUAUCUAAUCUAGCUGAGGAAAUCUUGAAGAGGAUGGAAAAAGUUGAGGAUAAUGUUGAGUCAUUAGCAGCAGCAGGAAGAUUUCAACCUUUACUUACUCGACUAUGCAAAGGUAACGGUGAAGUUAGAACAGAUAUGACAUCAAUUUUGGGAAGGAUGACUUUGACAAAUAGUGGUAAAGAACAAAUUGCUAGGCAAGGUGCUAAAAUACUUGUUGAUAUGCUGUCCAGACCAGGAGAAAGGAAACCAAGCUUGCAAGCAUUGUAUAAUCUAUCCACCCUGGAUGAUAAUGCUACCAUCCUUGUUGAUUCUGCUGUGCUUCCUGCCCUUACAGACAUUGUUUUGAGAAACCAAGAUGUUCUGUCCGAUGUGAAGGAAUUGUCUGCAUCAAUCAUAUCAAACAUAGUCUCAAAUCCAGGGCACUGGGAAUUGGCAUCUGCUGACAAGAAAGGAAAUUUGAUGCAUUCAGAAGCCAUCAUCUGUAAUCUUUUGGAGCUUCUAUCUUUUGCCUCCCCUAAAUGUCAGGUUGCAGUCCUUCAGAUCCUUUAUGGAAUUUCCUCUUCUCCUCAGGCGUCAGAUCGAGUAGCUAGACAUAUAAAAUCCAGUGAUGGCAUCAAGGCAAUUAUACCGUUUCUGGAACACCAAGAAGCUGACCAUAGGAUUUGUGCUUUUAAGCUUACAAGAAUACUCUCAGAAAAAUUGGGCCAAGUCCUGGUUGAUGGGCUAAGAACUUCUAACAAAAUUCCAUUGUUGAAAGAAAAACUAUUAGAUAACGAAUGCACAGAUGAUGAGAGAUCAGAGGCUGCAUAUAUACUUGCUAACCUCCCACUAUUUGAUGAUGAGGUGAAAACAGUUCUAGGAACCAGUCUUGUUGGAUGGACAGUCGUCGCUCUCAGAGAGCAUCGUCGUAGUUCCAGUCAGAGGACCUCUCGGGCAACGUCACGUAUGGUGGAAGGCCUUAUUGGCAUCUUAUUGCAUUUCUCAAAGAGCUCCGAUCCAAUAAUUCAGGGUGUGGUUCAAGAGCAUAAUCUGAUGACAAUAUUCUCUGAGCAGCUUGGCUUUCCCUUGAAUUCAAGAAUGAAGCAACGAGCAGCUCUUGGUUUGAAGUACUUGUCCGAGUCUGGAAGGGCAUUGGCUGCAAUAAGGGAUUCAGAACCCCAGCCUCCACCUGGGUUAUGCUUUUCCCUGAUGUUCAUGUGUGGGAGGGCAUCUAUGGUCCCAACAACAUGUCCCAUACAUAAUGUGGCAUGUGAGGAUGACAGCCAGUUUUGCUUGCUGAAGGGUAAUUGCAUCAAACCUCUUGUUGAUCUUCUGGCAGAUGAAGACACCAGUGUUCAAAUUGCUGCAGUGGAGGCGCUUUAUACCCUUGUUUCAUCUGGGACUUCUCAUGGUCUCAAACGGGCCGUUGAUGAACUUGAAGAAUUGGGUGUAAUUGAUACUGUGAUCAAGUUAUUUACGGAGGUCCGGCCAGGGGAGCUUCAAGAUAAGGCAAUUUUGGUAGUAGAUAGGGUCUUGAGAGUGGACAGCCAUGCACAGCGGCACUCUGUCAAUCAGACUCUGGUCAGGGCCUUGGUUGAAGCUUUUAAGCAUGGAAAUGUAAACACAAAAAGGUAUGCUCAGGAUGCUCUGACCAACCUAAAGCAGUUGUCGGGGAUGAGCGGAAAGAACUCAACUCACUCUCGAGGACGGCGAAGAUAAUAUAUCGAGUGUUUUGGUUUUGAAAGCAUGUUCUCGUUGCACAUUUCAGCUGUAGCCAGUACCCAUGCAAGGUUGCACCACUGUGCGUCUCUGACUUACCAGAAGAAUCAAGAAUGUUGUUGUAUAAUUAUACAAGUACCACUACAAUAAAAGUGAGAAUGUUUUCUUUUGGUUUUUAGUAGACAUACCCUGAUUUACUCGGUAUUCAUCUUUUGGCAGCAUUUCUGUUUCA
This is a messenger RNA of Nelumbo nucifera (sacred lotus), 3615 nucleotides long. RefSeq names its product U-box domain-containing protein 44-like. Gene Ontology annotation, molecular function: ubiquitin-protein transferase activity; protein binding. Gene Ontology annotation, biological process: protein ubiquitination. NCBI's taxonomy places the organism in Eukaryota, Viridiplantae, Streptophyta, Magnoliopsida, Proteales, Nelumbonaceae. The record is from RefSeq and is a predicted model, not a curated record.